ACUCAUGACAACCCACUACCACUGAGUUCAAGUGCACCAAAUAUGCCUCCUCCAACUACAAAUAACCUGGGCUACACUCCCCCGGACGGAGGCUGGGGCUGGGUGGUCGUUCUGGCUGCUUUCAUCUCUAUAGGAUUCUCCUACGCUUUCCCCAAGUCUCUCACUGUGUACUUCAAGGAGAUUCAGGAAUAUUUUGGUGUGUCCUACAGUGAGAUAGCAUGGGUGUCCUCAGUCAUGCUCGCCUCCAUGUAUGCAGCAGGGCCCAUCAGCAGUGUGCUGGUGAACCGUUAUGGCAGCAGACCUGUGGUGAUGGUGGGGGGACUGAUUCUCAGUGCUGGCAUGAUCCUAGCAUCCUUAGGCACUUCCAUCAUUCAUCUUUACCUCUGUGUUGGAGUAAUUGGGGGUUUUGGCCUUGCCUUCAACCUGCAGCCUGCCCUGACCAUAAUCGGCACUUAUUUUCAGGCCAAAAGGCCACUGGCCAAUGGACUUGCCAUGACAGGAAGCCCAGUGGUGUUGUUCACCCUGGCUCCUCUGAACCAGUUUCUGUUUGAUUCGUUUGGUUGGAGGGGGAGUUUCCUCAUUUUAGGAGCCAUAGUCCUGAACUGCUGUGUGGCUGGUUCUCUGAUGAGGCCAGUGAAUAAAAUGGUUGUGUUCAAACCAAAGACAGAGCCUUUAGAGGUUAAUGGAGCAGAGGAGGCUUCUGGUGCAGAGGCCCUCAGGAGCGAGGACAGCCCUAAGAGCCAGAGCUGUGUGCACAGAUUCAUCGACUUCUCCCUCUUCAAACACAGAGGUUUCCUCAUUUACCUGGUCGGAAAUGUUGUGAUGUUCUUUGGAUUUUUUGCUCCAAUCGUCUUCCUCGCACCUUACGCUAAACAUCAGGGAAUAGAUGAAUACUCUGCAGCUUUUUUGCUGUCUAUAUUUGCCCUCUCAGAUAUGUUUAUCAGACCAGCGACUGGCUUCAUUGGCAACACUAGAUGGAUCAGACCAAAGAUCCAGUACUUCUUUGCCCUUGCAGUUUCAUACAAUGGUGUGUGUCACCUCCUGUGUCCACUGUUCUCUGGAUAUGCAGGUCUGGUGGUCUAUGCCAUCAUCUUUGGCAUUGCCUUUGGCAUGGUCUGUGCCUUGCUCUUUGAGACUCUCAUGGAUCUGGUUGGAGCUAAGCGUUUUUCCAGUGCAGUGGGGCUGGUCACCAUCAUAGAGUGUGCUCCUGUUCUGCUUGGACCACCGAUAUCAGGUGCAAUGGUGGACACCUUUGGAGACUACAAAUACAUGUACUACACAUGUGGAGUUCUAAUGCUGCUCCCUGGCAUCUUCUUUUUUAUAAUGCACUACUACAACUACAAGAAACAGGAGGAGGAGCAGCGAAAGAGCGCAUCUGUAGAAAUGAGGACUGCUGAAGACUCAACUCAACAAAAUUUGUACCAAAAAGACAAUUUAACAUCUGAAAUAGAAACAUGAACCUUUCUACCAGGAAACAGCACAGACUUCCUAACAAGCUGUCAACAGCUGAAAACAUUUUGGUUUGAAAGUU
Molecule: messenger RNA, 1531 nt
Organism: Periophthalmus magnuspinnatus
Lineage: Eukaryota; Metazoa; Chordata; Actinopteri; Gobiiformes; Gobiidae
Product: monocarboxylate transporter 2-like
Exons: 5
Coding region: 43-1458 (471 amino acids)
Biological process (GO): transmembrane transport; monocarboxylic acid transport
Cellular component (GO): membrane
Molecular function (GO): monocarboxylic acid transmembrane transporter activity
Source: RefSeq, a predicted model, not a curated record